Messenger RNA from Python bivittatus (Burmese python), 809 nucleotides. Lineage: Eukaryota; Metazoa; Chordata; Lepidosauria; Squamata; Pythonidae. The record is from RefSeq and is a predicted model, not a curated record.
GUUCGGAUAUAUGAAGAAGACUUCAAAAAGGAAAGAUCUGAUAGAGAGAGACUCAGUGAAGACAAGGAAGUUCUACAAAAACUUAAUGAGCAAUCACAGUCCCAGUUGAACAAAUUGAAAUCUCAGAUUAAACACUACCAGACAGAAAAUGAACUUCUUCAGAAGCGAGUAAAACAACAGGCCGAAGAUUUCCAAGCACUUACAGAAAAAUAUUUCUGCCUGCAGCAGUUGUUUGUUCCUCCUUGUCUUAAUUGUGGGAACUGUGGCAUACUUCAGCCAUACUCUGAACCUCGAAUGACAUUGGGCUCAUGUGGUGCUAACAGAAAACAGCAGCAGCCCCCAGUAAGCUGAGACUCCUGUCAGCAUUCACUGAGAAAGCAGAACUACUCAGAAACCAACAUUUUACGACCAGAUUCUGCAAGUGUACCAUGAGAAAGAACGAAGUAAUGUAAAAAAUAUGCAACCAUACCAGCCGUUUAAUUUUAUUUCCAAAUGCCACAUUUCUUUUUUAGCUAUCAUUUCAUUAUACCCUCUUCCUUCACCUACCUCAUCAGUUCUGCUUUCUCCUGAGAAUUUAAUAAGUGUAUUAUUUUGUAACAAGUAAUGGACUCAUUUCUAUCAUCUGCAUUUCCAGCACAUCAGUUUGAACACCUUCUAGUAGGCAAAAGAAAAAAACAUUUUAUUCUUAUUUUUUUCUCAUCUACAGUUAUACCUCUGUAUGAUUUAAAAAAGUAAAUUCAGGUUAUUAAAAAGAUGUGUGUUUAUUUUUCUUUAAUUACAGGUAUGUGUUAUCUCCCUCUUCAGUUAGA